Struthio camelus australis is the source of this 5092-nucleotide messenger RNA. The record is from RefSeq and is a predicted model, not a curated record. Lineage: Eukaryota; Metazoa; Chordata; Aves; Struthioniformes; Struthionidae.
CGUCUGUCCUUCCCGUGUGGUUGUCUCUCGUUCUCUUAUUGCUGCGAGGUUUUCCGUGCAGGCGAGCCUGUAAAGCCGGGCUCAGAUCAAGCCUUGUUUUCACGGCGAAGCUAUAGCAGUAGGAAAGGAUUUGAAAAUGUUAGCGUGCAUAUUAAUAGGAUACACAUUAGGAAGAUGUUCAGGUUCCCUGCGUCUUGAUGACCCUUCUUGCUGGUGUUGGGAUUUAUGCUAUGACCGAUUACAGGAGAGACUGGGCAGCGGUUCUUUCUUAAUACGCAGCAGCACCGGUUGCUCUGGGGCUGGUGUUGAAACGCGCACGGUGUAUGCUGCGUGCGUACCCGUGGUGCGGAAUUUGCAUCCUUGCCGAGUCGUUUCCUACAUGAAAGCCAUUGACAAGUUGCCUGGUGCAGCGGGUUGCUGCAGCAAAAUCAGCUAUAUAGCAAUAACAUACAUACUGUCUUACUGCAGGAAACUGCAACCUGCUUCAGCAAAUGUCUUCUUCAGUGUCUUCCACUACGCUGCCUUGCAGAAGCUGAUACAUCACAUAUACUACAAAAAUACUGGAAAGUGCAGAUUGCACAGCAGUUUAUCUAUGUAGCUGUUUUAAGAGCUGUUAGUUUGCUGAUUCUUUUCUUUCAAAGGCCGUUUCAGAGAUGUUUGCAAAUGCAGUUUUAAGCUCUCAUAUUAUGACCCCAAAAAAUCGCAUGGUGAAAAGAUAUCCAGCAUAUAUUUUGCGAUAUCAAUUUGCCUGUAUAAUUGUAAAAGAAUAUGAUUAAUUGGUGACAAAAUUCAUACCCUUUCUAUGUAUCUUCAAUGCAAACGCAUACAUGAGAGAAACAUUUCAGAAACUUCAUAGGAAUAAUGAAGAUCUCUCUGUAAACAUUGGAAUAACAUUGAAAUGUUACUGCUUUGUACGUCUGCCCUAAAACUAUGUAUAUACUAUAUAUAAAAACAUACAUGCAAAGUUAAGUUAAACUAAAAAAUACAUGUGCUGGAAGGACAGAGACAGAGCAAAAUGUAUCUAUUUGUGGUACCUUGAAUAAGAACAGGGAAAAUGAUCUUUAUAACAGUGAGGUGUAUGUAUCACUGAACUAACUACAUUAUAACUUCUUUCUUGACCUGUAGUGUUAGGGAAAUCCCUUUUCUUUGGAAGAUUCUCUUGUUAUCAGGUAGGGUGGCUAGUUAAAGAAAGAAAGUAAAUGUUAGCUUUUAUGUCUAUGAUUUUUUUAUUCCAGGAAUUUUGUAUCAUGUCCUAAUAUAUAUCAGCAUAUUGAGAGAGAAUAGUGUGUCAUAUUGCUUUGUAAAUGGAAAGUUGAUAUACUGCAGCAUAUGAUAAAAUGCUUUCCUUCACUGCCUAGAAAGUGACAAAUGCUAUCAGGUUGCGUUGCAUCGUGUGAUGCAAUAUUGAAAUGUUGCCUAAUACCGCAGUACACUGCAGUAGUAUGGUUUUAAUGCAGAUUACCUGGAGGUUAUUGAAAUGGUCCGUGUUACCUCACUGUAACAUAAGGCAAAUCAGUGCAAUCUUCACAGCAACCCACUUCCCUGCUGCAGUGCUUCACUGCAGUAUAUUGUAGUAACAAGAAACUUUUCAAUACCUUUCACGACACACAGAUCUAUUGUUUCAUCAUGGGAGAGUCUAGGAAAUGUGUCCUAAGAGUGAUGGCACAGUCUGUUGGGAAUCGGCCGGCAGCACAGUUCUUCGCACGCUGUUCUUGGAUAACAGCGCAUAGAAAACAGUCGACUGAUGAGAGAUCUCUAAUAUUUGCUUGUUAGAAAGGAAAAUCUGUAAACUUUAAACUACGACUUACAGUGAGGAUCAUAUUUUGUCAAUGGGCUAUGAUAGAUUUCAUGAUAACUCCUUGGUUGUUUUUUCCAAAUGCAAGACGGAAUGCGGUUUAGCGUGAGAAAUGCUGACAUGCACAAUUUGUCAAAGAGCCACUGCUCUGGACUUCUGAGUCCCAGUCAGCAGUCUCCUUUACAUCAAGCUGCUGCUAUGCAUUUCACCGUAUUCAUUAGUACUCCAUGUUUGCCAGGUAUUGUGCUUUUCGAUAUUGUGUGGUUAGAAUAUUACUUCCAUGGUGAAAAAAGUUGUUGAAGUUACUUCACAUUAAAAACAAUCAAAUAAUACGUGGGUAGAUUUUCCAAAUAAUGAGAAAUGAGAAGAAGUUUUAUAUGUAUAGCAUAUUUCAUAUAAGCUUCUUGACAGAAUGUUUUUCAGGGAACUUAAUAAUGAUAAAGAGAGACGAGAAAAGGAAUGAAGAGAUAAGGUUAAAACUGUUGGCUCUCAGCUGCAAUUUGACCUCAGAAGGAAAAUCCAGGAGGCGGAGAGAUAUAGGAAGCUAUUUCAGAGAACAGGAAGUACAAGAAGACUUGCAGAGGGAUGAGGGCAGCAGCCCUCCGGCAGGAAAGCGAGUCAGCAUGGCCUAAAAUAUUCUUUCACCCACUCUCUCACGAUAUCCUGUUACCAGCUUAGCAGUGUUGCCUCAUGGGCUGAAGGCAGAGAUACUUCUUCCCUUGUCUUUGCCCUGUAGUGUCUGUAUGACAAGAAAACCAUUUAACAAUGAAAAAAUUCACUCUCUUUGAUUUUGUAAAUGAUAAUUCACUGCAAAUUGGAGAGACUUCAUGGAUACAGGAUCUUCCCAGUGAUGGCAAUGAACUAGAAAGACUCCUGAAACGAAAUGAGCAUGUCCUAGUAAACUGGCCUGUGGGAGAAAGAAAGACAGAAAAGCACCUAGUGAAAGUUGUGUACAUGAGUGAUGACCCCCAAGAGCUGGUAGAAAUGAUGCAAAAGAUAUUGCAGGCAGAUGAAAUUGCAAAAAUACAAGUCCUUGGAAAAGGCAAGAGAAAGAGGAUAGAAAUGAUAUUCUCAGAAAGUGAAGACAGUGACCUGGAUAAAGAACAGGGGAAAAUGAUGAAGAGUAUAAAAAGGAAGAAAUCAUUACAGGCAUCCACCCCUGCCAACAUCCUGAGUCAACUUGAAACAUCUUUAAUUAACAAACAGAGAGAACCAUACUCAGGAAACAACUGUUUGUACAGUGAAAGUAGCAGUGAUGAUGAAGAGCCUUUAUUUCAACUAUCCAAGGUGGAACUAUGCGCCAAAAUAAAAAGUCUGAAGAGGAAACUAUCAGACACUAUGAGAGAAAACUGCCGCCUGAGGCAGUCCCUGGUGAUGCUUCAAGUGUUGCCGCAGGCAGUCACCCAUUUUGAGGAACUGGUAGGGAUGGCUGAAGCACUGCUCAAAGGGGGCGUGACAACAUCUGCAUCCAGCCUUCAUUCACAUGCUGUUUGGAAAGCGUCUAACAAUUCUUUAGCAGAUUCCUAUGCAACUACGCAUAGUAACUCCAACUCACCCAUAACUUUGAAUGUGGAAGAUGAGGAGCAACAGAUUGAAAAACAGUUCAAGAUCGAAAAGUGGCAGAUUGCACUUUGUAACAAGAGCAAACCUCAAAAGUUUAUAAAUGACUUGAUGCAAGCACUUUAUACACAUGAAUACAUGGCUACGCACAGCCUGACAGGUGCAAAGUCCUCCUCUUCAAAGGAUAAAGCAGCAAAACCAGCUAUGAAUCAGAAUGAAGUUCAGGAAAUCAUAGGAAUCACAAAGCAGUUGUUUCCAAACACAGAUGAUGCUUUAAUUAGGAGAAUGAUGGGACAAAAACUAAACAAUUGCACCAAGAAGCCGAUUUUAAGCAAAGAUCUUAACUCAGGUGCUUUUCAGAAGCAUGGCUUUUGUGGUCCAACAGCUGCUCCUCAGGGCGUCAUGCCUUCGGCUCUUCCUCCCAGCACACAAGACCAGCAGGAUUAUGAUUCACCAGCUGCUGCUACUGGACAAAUUCAGCAAAGCCACAGCUGUUCGACUCCCUCACCUCCCAUCACCCGAGGGCCGCAGGAGUGUUUCAGCCCUACUUCUUCCAGCAUAGAGUCUCAUCCCUUGAGAAGUUCACCAGCACCCUCUCCCAACCAGGGCUGCAGACAGGAUCACAGGAAUUCAGACAAGGAAUAACAGAGAGUAUUUCAUAGCCGUUCAAGCUCCCUGUGGAGAUUAAGGAAUAGUAUAAAGUUAAUUCAAUAGAAGUAAUAUUUAAUGGGCCUAGCAUCAGUGGACAAAGAUAGUGCAAGCAGAAUAGAAGCCUAGGAACCAUUUUCUCAAACUUAUGAAAAUCCCACAGCAUAGAAAAAAAUGAAGGCAUAUUAAUUUCUUUGGCUUUAAGAUAUUACUAAAUAUGUGCAUGUUAUGCUGUAAUUCAAAAAAUAUAAACUUGUUCCUUAGAACACAAGAAGAGUUCCCCUUAGUUUGACAAACAGCACAUUAUUUACAGUAAUACCAAAAUAAAGAAUAAGAGGAAAUUUAAUCCCUUUGCAUUCACCUUGGUAGCUGAUGGAAAACCACUUUACAGAUCACAGAAAGUUAUUCCAUAUUACUACAAAAAAGAUACAGAGGUAUGAAAAUAGGGCAGAAAACUUUCCAAGAGAAAUGAAAAAAGCUGUGACCAGCACAGGGUUAGAAAUCAAGGAACCACAUGAGCAGAGAAGGAAUAAAACAGGUAUUUAAUGAUCCUGUUAAACCAGGAAGAAGAAAAUACUUUCAGGGCAAUGAAAGUGCAGCUCCCAAGAUGUUUCUUUCCCAAGAAAGAAACACCUCAUUUUUAAGCCCUAAAAGUUGAAAAGUCAAUGAAAGAAGCCAUGUUCUCUCUUAGCUUAGGGAAAGGUGCUUCAGAAUAGCCUGUUUAGUUGGGGAGGCCAUGGCUUCUCUCACUGGCCUUUUGCUGCCGGUACUCCGGUUUAUCUCUUCCUUCCUGAACAUCAGCUCCACACCUGAGAGUGUCUGGUCCCUUCAGUCGCGAAAUGGAGGACAGUCUUUAGGAAGCGACUAGAAAAGGACAAAGAUGCCAGCUCCUACUCCCUAUGUCUAGGUUUUGGAAUGCUACUUUUUGGUUAGGGAGUGGGUGGGUAGGUAGGGUGGUCCUAAUGGGGUUGGUACCAGAAACCCCUCAGCAACAUGCCAGUUCCUUUGGAGACCUGACAGCACUUGUCUCAGUCGGGCAACUGGCACAUCCUAUAACUGCCUGGAACGAAGAGGACAGGUACCUUUUUC